AUGCGACUUGUAAUACCUUCGAUAUUCAUCAUCUACUUUUCAUGUAUAUGUGCUCAAACUACAGUUGUACCUAACUACUAUUGCUAUGAAAAUGAUGAUGUUAUACAGUUUACAUUAUCUUCGUUACCUCAUUCUGCAUGGCAACCGACAUUAAGCUGCUCUCUACAACAGUGUAAUGAAAGUCCAACUGAUAAUAACACCUGUCGUUCAUCAUCAACACCUUGCUAUGACUACCGCACACAUAACAAUACCAGUUAUUGUGCACCCGGUAUACUAUGUUCUCUUUUGGAACCCUGUAACAAUAUUACCUAUACUUGUGCAUCAAAUAAUUCUGCAUCACCAUUGAAGUUAGACGUACCAGCUCAGAACCGUUUCUCAUCGGAUCAGCAUUUGAUAACCGUAGGUACUGCUUCAACAACGACUACAAGCAUAGCUAGUACAACUUCCACUACUUCAAGCGCGACUACAAUAAUGCCAACAACUACUACUACAGCAAUGCCAACAGCUACUACAACAACAACUACUACUACAGCAAUGCCAACAGCUACUACAACAACAACAACAACAACAACAACUACUACAACAUAG
Messenger RNA from Rotaria socialis, 588 nucleotides. The record is from the annotation of a GenBank genome assembly. NCBI's taxonomy places the organism in Eukaryota, Metazoa, Rotifera, Eurotatoria, Philodinida, Philodinidae.